UUCAUGAUCCUUGAGGUCCCUUCCAACCCUGGCCAUUCUGUGAUUCUGUGACUUCAGGUCUGAUUCCCACUCUGUGGGGAGAGCUCCUUAGGUACAAGGAAAAAGUCUUUUACAGUGAGGGUGGUGAGGCUCUGAAACAGGUCACCUAGUGUGCUGUGGUUGAUGCCCUGUCCCCGAAGGCUUUCAAGGCAAGUCUGGAUAAGACCCUGGGCAACCUGAUCCAGCUGUGGUGUCCCUGUUCAUUGCAGGGGAGUUGGACUUGAGGGCCUUCAGAGGUUUCUUCUAACUCUAAGGAUUUUAUGGUUCUAUGGGAAGUGAUGUGUCUUAAGAGAUGGCAGGUGGUCAUUCAUUUUUUCCAGUGCUGCUUCUUAAAUGAGUCAUCUGACUCUUAAAACACUGGAGUGCUACAGGAUAAAAAUAAACUAGAAAGUAUUUCUCUUAUUUGGUGACAGGGGGGUGUGAUGGUUGUUGUCAGAACAAUCUUUGCUUCAGCAGCAGUGCUGUGUUACUGCUUGGGGAGACGGAGGAGUUGCAACGACGUGAAGAAACACGGUGUCUAACAAGCAAGUGCAAACUCUUAACCCAUACCUUCAUUUGGUUCUUUUUUGCAACUGAGUGGUCCAGCAGAGGACGUCUGCUGACACAAAUGCUUCUGGUUCAGUCUGCAUCAUCAGUUACAUUAGGACAUUCAACAACGUAAAAGAGAUAUAUGAAAAUAGUACUGAAAAUGCAACUUAUAAGAAGAGACGUUCAGUUAAAGCACAUGAGGACGAGCCUAGAAACCCCUUCUGGCAGGAAAUGCCAAUGGGAUGACACUUUCUAGAGUUGAAUUGUGAAGCACCAUCAUUGGAAGAUGAUUAAUUCCCUCUGUCAAAAGCACUGAGUUACAUCUUGGGGAAAUGACCUAGACAUGUACCAACACCAGUUCCUGGAACUUCGUGAAAGACUAUUGUAUGCUGAAAAAGAAAAUAAGAAAAGAUCACGUGAGCUGAGCAGUGCCCUCAAGGAAAUAAAACAUAUAGUUGCAAAAAGAAUUAACUCGACGACCAAUCAUACAGAUGGUAUGCAAGUAUUAAAUGACACCAGAAAACUCCCCGUGCAUCUUACAAACCUGUACUACUACCUACCUCACCUCCGAGAAUAUGAAGAUGCCAUUUUUCCAAAUGUUGUUAUUGGACAACAGAGAACUGGAGUCUCACUGGUGAUGGGUGUUCCUACUGUGAAAAGGGAAAAACAAAGUUACCUGAUGAGCACGCUUCGUUCCCUAUUGCAUGGACUUUCUGAAAAGCAGAAGAAUGACUGUGUGAUCAUCAUCUUUGUAGCAGAGGUGAAUGCAGAAUAUGUUAACGGUGUUGCAGAAACUAUUAAAACCAGCUUCCCCAGAGAGGUGCAGUCUGGAGUCCUAGAGAUUAUUUCUCCUCCUGCUUCAUAUUAUCCAGAUCUUUCCAACGUGAAGAAAACAUUUGGGGAUUCGGAGGACAGAGUAAGGUGGAGAACGAAACAGAAUUUGGAUUAUAGCUUUUUAAUGCUGUAUGCUCAACCUAAGGGAACAUUUUAUUUACAGCUGGAGGAUGAUAUUGUAGCCAAACCUGAUUACAUUCAAAGCAUAGAAAACUUUGCUGCUGAACAGUCCCAAGAGUGGGUGGUUCUUGAGUUCUCCCAACUUGGAUUUAUUGGAAAAUUGUUUAAAUCAGAAGACUUGCCGUUUGUAGUCGAAUUUUUUCUGAUGUUCUAUAAAGAUAAGCCCAUAGACUGGCUUCUGGACCACCUGCUCUGGGUCAAAGUGUGCAAUCCAGAAAAGGAUGCAGCACACUGUGAAAAGGAAAAGGCAAAGUUACGUAUCCGUGCUAAGCCAUCUCUCUUCCAGCAUAUGGGAUUUCAUUCAUCGCUGUCUGGGAAGAUACAAAAUUUGAAAGAUAAAGACUUUGGCAGAAGUGUGCUACAUAAAGCACAUGAUAAUCCGCCUGCAAAACUGGCUACAAGUCUAAGAAUAUACCAGCAAUAUACCUUGGAAGAUGUUUAUGAAGGAAAAGGCUAUUUUUGGGCUUCAUCUCCAAUGGCUGGGGACUAUAUCAGCUUCACCUUUUUGAAGCCACUAAAAGUAGAAAAAUACCUUUUUAGAAGUGGAAAUAUGGAUUACCCUGGUGAUAUACUAUAUGACACUACUGUGGAAGUGUUGCCAGCUGAUGAAGCUGUAAGGAAAGUACUGGUUGGCAACAGAAGUAAAUUUAACUACACUGCAACCAAAGAUGGAUAUUUAAAGAUAGGGGCUUUUGAAAAUGGAGUUGCAGAAGGCAAUAUCGAUCCAUCAGUAGGAGAAAUACUGGCUAUUCGUUUAUUAGUCCAUUCUGAUUCCCCUGUAUGGGCAAUACUGAGUGAGGUACUUAUCAAGAUGUCUGAAAACUGAGAACUGGAAAAAGUAUACUGUUGACACGUUACUUGUCACAGGCUUGUUUUGAAGACUAAUCUAGCAGCCAAAAAAAACCUGAGAGGAUACAUAAAAAUCCAGACCCAAUACUGUGUAUUGGCAGCGUGGAGAUCAUUGUUAAAAACUUGUAAAAAUUAUUAAAUCCUUGUGUAACAAAUAUUAAAAGCUAUGCAAAACCUCAUUAUGUUAGAAACUUCCAUAAAGUGCUGUUAAGCUGUUCUGUACAAAAAUUGUCUCAGUUGGACAGCAUUACAUAUCACAGUAAGCAAUUGACAUUGCAGGCAUUACAGGCAAUCUCAGGGACAAAACAGGACAGUGUAUUUCUAGUUCACUAGAACUAAAUUUAUGAACAUUUGGGGGGAAUAUUAAGGACGUGGUUUGCAAGUGCAUUAAGAAUACUGGUCAGUUUUGAAGGGAAACUAGAACUGAAGGAAAAACUGUCAGUAUUUCAUGCAAGUACAACACUUCACCAGAGAAAGGAUUAACUUACCAAUAUGAAAGUGGGUCUCAAAUUUACCACGUUUUAGCCUUAAUGUAGCAAAAGGUAUGUUUAAUUUUAUUAUUUUUAAAUGGAAGUGGCUUAUUAGCUACCAUUUGAAUAACUUGAAAAUCAAAGAGGUAUUGUACAGAGGCUUGUACAACUUUUCUGUGAAUUGUGCAUUGAAUUAACUACAGGAAAUAAUUGGUGUAACACGUGUAACUAUAUUUUUGUAGGAAGAAUAUCUAUUUAAAUAAAAUUUUGUAUCCUGCCAUUUGA
This is a messenger RNA of Centrocercus urophasianus (Greater sage-grouse), 3185 nucleotides long. It is a transcript of the gene MGAT4D, whose product is annotated as MGAT4 family member D. Bases 911 to 2407 code for a protein of 498 amino acids. The record is from RefSeq and is a predicted model, not a curated record. The transcript is spliced from 18 exons. Gene Ontology annotation, molecular function: acetylglucosaminyltransferase activity. Gene Ontology annotation, biological process: protein N-linked glycosylation. Gene Ontology annotation, cellular component: endoplasmic reticulum-Golgi intermediate compartment; Golgi stack; endoplasmic reticulum. NCBI's taxonomy places the organism in Eukaryota, Metazoa, Chordata, Aves, Galliformes, Phasianidae.